Messenger RNA from Anoplophora glabripennis (Asian longhorned beetle), 899 nucleotides. Its product is annotated as myb-related transcription factor, partner of profilin-like. Lineage: Eukaryota; Metazoa; Arthropoda; Insecta; Coleoptera; Cerambycidae. The coding region runs from base 216 to 629 and encodes 137 amino acids. Gene Ontology annotation, cellular component: nucleus. The transcript is spliced from 3 exons. The record is from RefSeq and is a predicted model, not a curated record.
GUCUCGAAGUAUUGUCUUGUCCUUUUUUAUUUUAUUUCCAUCUAUCUCUAUUCUCUAUCAUCUUCACCAGAAAACUUGCUUACUGAAAACGGAAUGUUCAAAGUUAGAGGUUAAGUAAUUGUUUACUGUAACCAAACCAAAUGAGAGUAUUUGUCAUAUGUAUUUUUUACAACAUUGUUUGAUGAAAUUACGGAAAUUGGAUUAAAAUUACAAAUAUGGCAUUUAAAAUUAACCAUAGUCAUUGGGAGGUGUUGGUAGAUUUCAUGGAAAAACACCCAGACUUGGCGAGGGGUAGUUUUUCAGGACCUAAUGGAAAACAAGAAAUGAAGAAACUAUGGCAACAAUUAAGCAACAUUUUAAAUGCUAUAGGUAUGGGAGAAAGAUCCACAGAGAAAUGGCAAAAAACAUGGUGCGAUCUUAAAUAUACAAUUAAAAAAAGGGCUUCACAAAUUCAUAAGGAUCAAAAAGGUACUGGCGGUGGACCAUCUAGUGCUAGAAACCUAACACCAUUCGAGCUAAGAAUUUUGGAUGUAUUGGGAAAUACAUUUCAUCAAGGUGUAGGGAGUAAAGAAUAUGGAGCAAGAAUCAGUUUAGAACUGUUGACAAUUAAAAAAUGUUUUAUUUCAUAAAUAUAAUUUGAAUGAAAUAAUCAAAUUGUUACAUAUUAGACGACACCGCUCCUCAAUUACAGGAAACUAUAUUCCUUGUUAUUUUACCAUUAAAAUACAAGUAUAAUUUUGGUUCCUAUUAAUUAUUGUAUAUGACUAAGCUUAACUAAGAAAAUCAGUAACUUUUUUGUUUUUAGGUUCCAACAGAUGACUUAUUGGAACAGUGUGAUAUAGUCAUAGGCGAUGCAUUAUUGAAUUCUGACAGAAUAAAAAAGUGGACACAACUAGUAA